AUGGCGACCCAUUCUCUUACACGUAGAUGUGCUGGACUUACCUCUACAACUCCCGCAUCAGUGGUUCAAGGAUUCAUAAAGACCGCCACAACAACCCGGUCAUUCCAUCAAAACACCCCGCGCCCAGUCUUCGAUUUUCUUGUUCCACGUUUGGGUGCUCCCUUGCAGUCGGCAUAUCCUCUCAAGCAGAAUGGGCUAUUAAGGAAUCCCGUGAGAUGUUUCUCGACCACUAGGACACGAAAAGCUACCAUCACCACAUUCAAUCCACAAAAGAAUGAGGAUGGUACAGAACAGAAGAUCGAAAUCACAUCGCGUGCUGCAGAUCGUUUGCAACAACUCCGCAAGAAAGAAAACAAUCCUAAUCUUGCCCUUCGAGUCGAAGUCCAAUCCAAAUGCUAUGCCUACGUCAUCUACUCCUCGAAAUCAAAUAAUCCGACCACGUUGGAUCUUCGCGAAGAUGAUACAGUAUUCAGCUAUAUCAGUGACCAAUCCCACGCUAGUGUAGUUAUGGAUGUGUUCAGUCUCGAUGCCUUGAAGGGUAGCAGAAUAGAUUACGAAGUCAAGUUGAUCGGUUCCGAGUUCAAGAUUGUUGACAACCCAGCCGCGACUAGCAGUUGUGGUUGCGGAACAAGCUUCGACAUCAAGUUUUGA
Messenger RNA from Botrytis fragariae, 651 nucleotides. Its product is annotated as putative iron-sulfur cluster assembly accessory protein. The transcript has 3 exons. Gene Ontology annotation, biological process: iron-sulfur cluster assembly. The coding region runs from base 1 to 651 and encodes 216 amino acids. Lineage: Eukaryota; Fungi; Ascomycota; Leotiomycetes; Helotiales; Sclerotiniaceae. Gene Ontology annotation, molecular function: iron ion binding; 2 iron, 2 sulfur cluster binding; 4 iron, 4 sulfur cluster binding. The record is from RefSeq and is a predicted model, not a curated record. Gene Ontology annotation, cellular component: mitochondrion.